Molecule: messenger RNA, 2854 nt
Organism: Leucoraja erinaceus (little skate)
Lineage: Eukaryota; Metazoa; Chordata; Chondrichthyes; Rajiformes; Rajidae
Gene: ahsa1b
Product: AHA1, activator of heat shock protein ATPase homolog 1b
Exons: 9
Coding region: 311-1327 (338 amino acids)
Biological process (GO): protein folding; positive regulation of ATP-dependent activity
Cellular component (GO): cytosol
Molecular function (GO): ATPase activator activity; protein-folding chaperone binding
Source: RefSeq, a predicted model, not a curated record
GCACCUGACGCCACUGAGCGUGUGCGUGUUGCGGACAAAGGGCAGGCUGCGGCGGCGCUGACGUCACGGGUUUCUAGCAUGUUCUGACGGCGACCGGAUAAAGGUUGGAGGAGGCGGCCGCGGCGGCGGGACGAGGAAGACAGCCGCCGCUCCGGGGCAAAGAGCCGCUCGCCAGCUGCGCUCUGGCUCUUCCCCUUCCCUCAGCCGGCCCAGGCCCCUCACGCUGACAGCAGGGACACUUCUACGUUCUCCAUUUAUUACUAUUUGUAUUUAUUGGUUGGAUCUGCACCGGCGUCGAGUCGCUGUCACGAUGGCCAAGUGGGGACAGGGCGACCCGCGCUGGAUCGUGGAGGAGCGGGCCGACGCCACUAACGUCAAUAACUGGCAUUGGACGGAGAGAGAUGCCUCAAAUUGGUCAAUAGAUAAAAUUAAGUCACUGUUACUCGCAGUCAGUGUAGAAAACGAAGAGGGUGUGUGCGAAGUUACAGAGGUGACUAAGAACGACGGAGAAGCUUCAAUCAACAACAGAAAAGGAAAACUGAUUUUCUUCUUUGAGUGGAAUAUCCAUUUGUCAUGGAGAGGAACUUCAAAAACUGGAAUUAAAUACAAAGGAACUGUUGAGAUACCAAAUCUAUCCGAUGAAAACGAUAUUGAUGAAGUGGAUGUUAUUGUUGGUUUAGCAAAAGAUGAACCUGACACAAAACUAUUGGAUCUAAUGAAAACUGAUGGUGCAGAUAAGAUCAGGAAGGCACUUCUCAAAUAUGUUGACACACUGAGAUUAGAAUUUACUCAUGGAAUGAUAUUGCCAACAAUUAAUGGAGUUCAGACAGAACAGCCACAGUCCAAGUCCAAGAUGGAUCUGCAGGUCAAGGCUCCUACAUCGCAGUUACAUGUCCAGUCUAACUCGGUUGCCGUGAAGAUUCCAACCUGCAAAAUUAACUUAAAAGAUGAGUUUAUGACGUCGCCAGAAGAGCUUUACAAGAUCUUUAUUACAGAAGAGCUUGUCCAGGCUUUCACACAUGCGCCAGCAGCUGUAGAAGCGGCCAAGGGAGGCAAAUUUCGAUUGCUCGAAGGGAAUGUCAUUGGAGAAUUCUUGGAACUGGCUUCCGAGCAACGGAUUGUUAUGAAGUGGAGGUACAAAUCGUGGCCAACUGAACAUUAUGCAACCAUUACGCUGACAUUUACGGGCAAGAAGGAUGGAACGGAACUUCAAGUAGACUGUCGAGGUGUUCCAUUAAGCGAGGCAGAUCAGACAAAAGCAGGCUGGCAACGUUAUUACUUUGACGGCAUUAAGCAAACUUUUGGAUACAACGUACGACUGUUCUAAUGGGAUAGUUCCUCAAACCCUGAGAUAACACAUGAUGACAGAAAAGCUUUAGAUUUUUGUUCAUUUCACUGUUCUGUUCAUUCUUUGUUUACAGUCCAGCCAACCUGCAACUAUGAUAGGUUUAAAGUAUUCAUUACCAGUGGAAUGUUAACCAGCUGUUAAAUUUCAAUUCAGUAAAUCUUGGCUAAGAAUUGGCACGUGCUGUGAAAUUUUAAGUUCAGUUACAUCUAAAUUCACUCUGGUACUAAUGUAUAAAAUGCCAGUUGAGUGUUGAAUAGUAACUGCAUUGUUCAGUAAAGUUUUGGGCCUCUAAUGAAUUGAUCAAUGUCUUGCAUGAAAGAUUAAUUUCAGAUUGGGCAAAAAUUCUCUAAUUACCCAUCAGUUCUUCCAUGUCUUUCAAUUCAUCUCCAGUGCACCUAGCACAGUUAGUACCGGACCCGAAGUUCCAUGGCUAUUCAGAAGUUGAACUCACCAGCCAGCUUUGUAUCCAAUGUUAUUCUGAAAUUUAUAAUUGUAUAAAAGCUAGGAGUGCAAGUCAAACUAAAUAUCUUUUCUUUUUUUCAUGCUCCUUUGAGCAGCUGGUGUAGCAUCAUUUUCAGCUGAGUCUUGAGUUUCUAGCUUUGAACAGACCACUGUCAAGAAAUUGAGAUAAAAUUAUUGCUUUCAAAAUAGACUGGUGUCUUUAACUAAAUGAUCCCGUAAACUAUGCUGCAUUUUCCUAAAAUCCUGCUUCAUUAUUGCGUGGAAUUAGAUUUAGCUAAGCAAAUUCUAUGGUCAGUGGAAAUUCUGCAGAAUGGGAUGCUUACCAUUUUCUAUAAAAUUGCUGUAAUCUAAGCUUGUUAAUAAAAGAAUCAAGACAAUAGUGCUUUGGUGUGGGACAAGGCCAGGUUUCUCCUAAACCUGAACAUUAGAGGGGAGAUGAGAGAGUGAUUAGAAUUUAAAAUAAUAUGGUUUUACUGUUCAUUUACUUCUCCUGCUGGUUAAUUGGUUUUCCUUGAACUGGGAUCCUGCCUUAUAAUUCUGUUAUUUGUUUAAAGCCUUGCUUUCCUAAAGAUUAGACAAAGUUCAAAUGACGUCUAAUUUGAACAAAACAAAAACAGCUAUUUAACUGUCCUAAUCAAUAAAAAACACACGGCCACCCAAAGUGGUUGGGAUUUAGAAUUUUCCAGCUGUGUUUUGCCAUGGGUUAAGUCAAUUACAUUGAGGAAUAGAGAACAUGUCUUUUGUAUGGAGUAGACCACUUGGGCCAGAUAAACAGCACCAUUUGAAGGAGCUAGUGUGGGAUCUUUCCAUUCUUGACCCAAGUGACAGUAAUCAAAUAUUGCUUUCACAAAAUGUCACGUAGCUAUUUAUUUGUAAUGGUACUGAGCUGAUCAAACUACACGUAGAUAUCUUGUGCCUUUGUGGGACUAAAUUUUAAGCUUGAUCUGUUAUGCGGUUUGGGAUGCUUGACUGGCAGACAAUUGGAGGCUGGUCGUCUAUCCCCAUUACUGUCACGUUGCUUUAUUAAAUACAAUUUCUACUUAA